Molecule: messenger RNA, 6534 nt
Organism: Anneissia japonica
Lineage: Eukaryota; Metazoa; Echinodermata; Crinoidea; Comatulida; Comatulidae
Product: transmembrane and coiled-coil domains protein 2-like
Exons: 12
Coding region: 1201-2847 (548 amino acids)
Cellular component (GO): endomembrane system
Source: RefSeq, a predicted model, not a curated record
UACAUAAUAUAUUAGAGUAGUUAGUCAUAUUUUAUAUAAGGGUGCAUUCGGGCGCGUUUUUUGUGGAGUCUAACACAGGAAAAAGGGGGAAAUGACAAUUUCCAGUUCUAGCUCAAACGGGUGUUAAACGCAGAAAGUCCGCUGAUAAUCCAACGCUGCAAAUUGCAGUGUUUUGGGGGAGCAAAACUGACCUAUUUGCACAUGCGUUAACAGCAGGGAGCUUUUUUUUUUAUCUUUUAAAUCUCUUUUUGAUUGCUCUUAAUUGUUUUGGCAUGCGUCAAAAGUAACGUUUGUUCUCUGCUUCUUUCACAGUUUAUUUACAAAAACAAAACUGAAAAGCUUGAUAAAAUAAAUUAUUCCAACGGAGGGCUACCCUAGAACCCAGAUUGUUACCUUAUUACAUUCCCCGCAUUCAUAUGUGAUCAUGGUGCCACUGCUUAUUCAUUUUAAAAUUCUAGUAAUUUGCUGUUUUUAAACUACCAUUGUCAAACGAAUGAAAGUUUAUUCAUGGUUUACGCCCAAAAUGCACAUCUGCGAUUUAUUGGGAAUUUGAAAGGCCUGCUUUAUGAUUUUUGUUGUUGCUUCUUCGGUCAUUCCAUUACUUGCUUUUGAGGCACCAACAUUAUGCAGUGGACCAACACCAAUGUCCAUUUUUUAAUUAAAGUGUGGGGUGACGCAAGGGUUUUUACGUCUGAAGUUAAUGGUUUUUUGAAAGCCAAAUUCUGCACAAACAGGUAGACCACCCGCGGAUCAAAUACUGGUAAGAACCCUUUGUACGUUUUCCCGUUCUCGCCUGAACACGCCCUAUAACAGAAUGAAGAAAAACUGAUUAGAGUACAGAGACUGAUAAAAAAAUAUUUGAACAAGAGCUAUCAGGAAGUAGUAGCAUCAGAGGAGCGUUGAUAAAUGCUCAAAAGUUAUUGAUAGCUUUCAAGCCAAAUAGCCAAGCCAAGUAUGUUUGCAAUGUCAACACGACUUUUGCACACAUACCGUUUCUAACAUCAGUCAGGGCUUAAUGGUGAAUUACACAUUGAACAAAGGUAAACAGCAGUCUGUUAUAUCAGCAAGAUGGAGGUAAUUAAAUCACUAGUAAUGUGUGGAAAAGUACCUGGAUGAACAAUGUACAACUGAAAUGAUUUUAAGGGUGAUAAUGACUGAGUAUGAUUUUAUGGAUGUACUGUCGAAAGGAUCAUUUUUCCAAUGGAUAGAGGGCAUAUGUUUAGAUUAUCCAGGAGAAAGGGUAGCGAAAGCAAACCUGCAUAUCCACCAAUUUUAUCUGUCACCAGAACCAAGUCAAAUGCCAGUGAUGGUGACCUCACAGGGAAGAGCAAGGGUGAGAGGACAAGAGCAUAUUCAGGAAAUAGAGAUGAAGGGAGACAAACAACUGACGAAUUUGAUUCGAUGGAUGGCCUAUCAUCGCACACUGCUGGCUCUGACAUUGGUGGUCUCGACAGCAUCGAUGGAACUCAUACACCGGACUUGGACCGGACGAGGAAUUUACGCGAGCACUAUCGACAGAAGAUAAAACGCAUCAAAGAACAGAUAAAAGCUGAACAGAAACAAAGUGAUGAGAAUGUAAAGGAGUAUUUAGAACUUGCAGAGCAUGCGGACAAAGCUCAGGUGGCGAGGAUUAAAUCUGUGUUUGAAAAGAGGAACCUCAAGUCUAAAAACACCAUGGACAACUUACAACGAAAGCUAGAAGGCUACUUAAAGAAGGUGCGAGACCUGGAUCAGAAUGGUUCCAUCGGACCUAGAAAACCAAUAGAAGUUUUACAUGGAGUACAACAGGGACUUCGAAAUGUCAAAGAUAACAUCAGUGACAGAGUGUCAGGAAUUGGAGGAGCUGUGCUAUCUCUGUCGCCCAAUAGAGGAACAGCUGACAAGGGUAGUGGGCGAUGGUCAACGGGACUGCAAGAAUUUACCCAAACAGCUGCUAGUGCUGUAGUUUCCAAGCCCAAAGAGCUUGCCAACAGAAUAAGUAAGAAGCGAUCGGGAAGUGUAGAUAACAUUGACAUUAUACAUGAUGAUGAUGAUAGUUCAGCUAGAGCAAAAUCAAAAACCAUGUGGUACACAGCACCACCAAUGUUAAAUUCACAUAGUGUCCACAGUGAGGACGGUGAUGAUGAUAAUUCAAGUUUAAUGUCUGGUUCUGCUGCCAAUGGUAUGACGUCAAGUGCAGAAGAAAGAGAGCCGUCCCCAACCCCAAGCAAGGUAUCACUACUUAAUGAGCAGAUUCAGGACAUGCAAACCAGUCAAAGGCACCUUCAGCAAUUAAUUGAGGAUUUACGAAUAGCACUAGACAACCAAAUGCAGUUGAUUUCUGACACAGUGCAAGAAUCCCAGUUUAAAUAUGAUGGCAUUGACGAGCAACUUUACGACAUAAACAAUCUCCACCACAGAGAACUCAUGGAUCUACGCCAGGUCGUGAGAUCCCUGGAAGAGAAGGUGGAAUACCAAGCCUCGGAGAGGGCACGGGAUUUUCAAGAUGCAAUUGGCCAGUGUCAAACAAGGAUAUCCAAGAUGGAGCUGGCACAACAGCAGCAGCAAGUCAUUACGCUGGAGGGUUAUCAGUACAAUGCUAACACUCGUGCCAUCGUGUAUAAGGUCACCAACUUUGUACUAGCCAUCUUAGCUGUUGUUUUUCUCAUCCUCUCAACAUUAGCUGGCAUAGUCGCACCAUUCUUUAAAACUAGAACAAGAGCAUUUCUGUCAAUUAUAUUUGUUGCGUUAAUUAUCUAUGCUUGGCAAAAACGUGAAUUAAUCGAGGAGGUAACUCAUUAUGGAUUGGUACAUUAUAAACACUUGUUCCAUGAUCAAGAACCCCAAGUGACAAAACAGCAAACAUAAAGCAAGAAGAUCUUAGUACCACAAUAAGUUAAUACGUUUGCAUUACCAACCAUGUAUUGGGAAGUUGCCAUUGUCAGAUGGAGAUGUGUUUAUACGGCUGUGCAAUUUAUUUACCAUGUAUUAUCAUUGCGAUUGUUUUCAACAUGAGAUUAUGAAUGGUGCAAUUGUCUUCAGCGCAGUGUUUUUAAGGACCAUGUGUAUUUUUAUUGACCAUGCAAGUGUUUUUGGACACUAUAUUGGCUAUGCAAGUGUCUUGCAGGAAGUUUAUAAGCCAUAAUGUCUUGAACCGUAAAUCAUACAUGCAUGAAUGAUGUUUAUGGACCAUGUGAUUGCCUUGAAUGAUGUUUAUGAGCCAUACAAUUAUCUUCAAUGGUCUUACUAGCCAUGCAAUUGUCUUGAAUGAUGUUCAUAGGCCAUGCAAUUGUCUUCAACGGUCUUAAGGGCCAUGUGGUUAUCUUGAAUGAUGAUUAUGAGCCAUUCAAUUGUCUCCAAUGAUGUAUGUGGACCUUGAGUCAUUUUAAACAACAUGUAUAUCAACAGUGUCAUGUACUUAAACACAGAGUUUAUUGGCCAUGCGAAUGUCCUGAGUGGUGUUUAUGGGUCAUGCGGUGCGGUGACUCAUCUUUUUUUGGCCAUGUGAUAAACGAUAGUGAUUAAGCAUUCCAUUCAAUCCCAUUCUAUUUUAUGAUAUAUGAUUUUAAAAUUUUGAAGGAAAAAAAUUGCCACAAAUAAUAAUACUGCCUGUGCUGGAAGUGUAAUUGUAAGAACAAACUUGGCAAAGCAUUGUAAUAAUAUAAUAAUAAUAAUGAUGAUGAUGAUGAUGUAUUGCGUCUUUAAAUAUAGUGUACAUAUAUUAUUUGUAUAAUGUAAAGAAUUCGCUAUACUACUAACAAUACAUUUUUUUUUUACAAAGAAAUUUAAAAAAUACAUCCCUAGUAUUAUUUGAAUGUUUUACAUUUGAGACCCUUUCUGCUCUAUAAGGCUUGGGCUGUUGAUUGUUGAAAUCUUCAAUUCUCUAUUUAACCCUUUCCAGUCUGCCCCAUUACCAUUGCCUGAGGCUGUACCAAACCUGAGAAAUUACAUCAUCUACACUAAAUGUCGGUAUUUUACUGGGCGAAGCAUUUUAUUUGGUCUGAAUACAGGAGGCCCUCUACAGAAAUACUCAUAAAUUCUAUAGAGGGCAGCAUAGCUAUAAAAAAAAUAGCAUGAAAGCUAUACAGGGCGUACGUACGACGCCCCUUGCUAUAAAGUAUGGUGAAAGGAAUAUACUAUUAAGAAUAUACUAUUAUUACCAUAUUUAUUAUUACAUUAUUAUUAUCAUUAUUAUUACAUAUUAUAAUUGCUAAUAUUGUUACACAUUAUUAUUAUUGUUAUGAUAAUGUUGCUAUAUUAACUAAUAUUUAUAAUAAAAUUAGGAUAGAUUAGACAAUGUUAAUGCAAGAUUUCUAAAUUGAUUAAUUUUAUUUUUCUACAAUUUAAGAUAGUGUUUAUUAAUUAUAAAUUAAUUCUAAAUUAAUUAUAAUAGUAUGCAUUACCAUGCUCAUUUCAGAUUCAAAAAGCCUUGAAUACUCAAAAUAGAAUUUGAAAUUGAUGAGUUCUUCAUAAGCUGUUUAGUUUGAUAUCAUUUUAUUGUACAAUUUCUGUAAAUGCUCUUCUAUAUAUUCAUAGUUGUAUAAGAAUAAUAUUCCAAAAUGUAUUUUUGUUUCCCAAAUGUUUAAAAAUGAUAACCUAUAAUCAAUUUACCUAUUGUAAUGCAAAUUCUUACUAAAUUAUAUUUUUUUUCAAAAGUGUAGCAUUUAACAAUAUUAAAAACCAAUUGUUUAGAUAUUUUAGUUAAAACAAGUGGAAGAAAUUGGUGCAGAGGUUGUGAUUUGGUCUUCCAACUCAACGGUUGGGGUUUUAUUCCCACUCAGGCUACUUGCGUUGUUUGGGAAAGGCACUUUCUAUAUUAUCUCCGCACAGAGUAUAAGUAUGUAUCUGGUAGGUUAGAAUAUGAACGCACUGAGUACUCGCUACCACAUUUAUGGGAUGCUCGGCAUGGAAAGUAAUAGUGUGUUUUAUAGUUGUUCUGAUGGAACAGCUAUGGUAAUAAUGUGAAGAGCCUGGACUGCUUGCCAAUGUGAAUCUCUUGAAUUUGGAUGUUGAGACUUAUAUGCAAGCAGGAGUUGCAACUUACUUUUGGUGUCUUGUUGAAAAAUAUUUAUAGAGAGUGAAAAUUUAUAGUUUCUACAGUUUAGAUUUUUCAUUUUAUUGUAAUUUGCAAGAUCUGCUUUCCUUUGCAAAUUUGAGAACAUGAAGCUGAAUGUCUGUGCCUGAUAAUGUGUAGAACAAGAAGUAUUUUUGUAGCCUUGAUUAUACCCAUUGUGCAACGUAGAUGAUAGGGUCAAAUCGAUAAUGACUUUUAGAAAAAUUAAUGCAAUACAUGUGAAACUGUUUUGACUGCAUUGUGGUUGGUUGAUGUUGACAAAUGAGGGAGCUUUGUCUCUUGUGAGUUAUGACAUGCUGUGACGAUAUUUGAGUGUCAGAUAACAAAAAUUGUUAUCAAUGUUUUUUUAACAUUUAAAUUGCAAUAUGGAAUUUGGACCUUUCCAAAGAGUCAAUCAAGACAAACUAAUUGACCAAUGAAAAUAUGCUAUUUAGUCGGCAUAUUUUCGGGAAUUUGUGUACGUCCCACAAACAGUUGUAGCGUGUGAAUUGCGUAAUCUCAGCAGAGGUGUAUCUAGGGGUGCGCGGGCGCGCACACCCCUCCAAAAGUUAUUUGUCUCCCCCAGGCACCACCAAAAAAUCAUGGUCAAGUUGUUAAAAAGCACUAAAAUCACCUUAUUAUGCGAGUAAGCACCCUCUCAACUGAUCGUCGAGCCCCCACUUCACCAUCUUCCUGCUUCCUCCCCCCCCCCAUACCCCCACUACAAUACUCCUAGAUACGCCACUGCAUCUCAGCACAGCUACUAUUCAAAGUUACUUGGACCGAUGGAUGCUAUUAUAAAUUUUGAAAAUAAUAGUGAUAUACAUAUCAGAUUAUUAAUAUAAUGAUGACAGGAAUAUAUUAUAAAUGUAUGCUCUUCUAAUCUACUUUUAUUAAAUAUUUUUAUUCUAUGUUUUUUUUUUAUAUGUAUUAAAUAGUUGUAUUAAAUAUUUUGUUAAAUAUGAUUUUCUGCAGUUUCAAAAGUUUUCAAUAGUGGCCUACAUGUGGGAAUUACUGAAGAGAUUUGAUUCUUGUGUUUUGGUUACUCCAGUGUAUGGUACAUUGUCAUUGGUGGCUCAUAAUUUUUUACCCAUCCCUCUGCAGUGCUAAAGCUCCAAAGUGGAAGAUGUGUCCCCAUUUCAUAUAUUAAGAACCCUCAUUUUAGCAUUUGUAUGCUUGCAAUUAGAAUUCAGUGAACUUGCUUUACUUCAGCACAAAUUUGCGCAAGUGUCACUGAAAAUUGCCAGUGAAUGUAUUUUCUCAUGAUAAAACUCUUUUAAUGUUCAGCUUCAGAUAUUAUGUUAUAUUUUAGUAUUAUUAUAUUUAAUCGAAAAUAUUAAUUGUUAUAAUUAUUUAUUGAUGUAGUUUUAUAAAUUUAUUAACCCGAAUCGUGUAAAAAUGAGAGAGCUAUAAAAUGAGCAUUGGUAGAAAUAUAUGAUAGCUUACAUUCCAUUAAUAUGCCUAUUAGAAUAAAACACCCGUGAGUGAUAUUAAUAACUCUA